GUGGUGUUUGAACUUGUAAAAAAGUACUUCCCCUUUAAGAAAAGCGAGCCCCUGAUGAUGACGUGUUAAUAGCGCGCAAUGCAGAGAGAAACGGAAAACAGCAGUGCAUGAGAUUAAUCCAUCCGUGUGUCGAGUAUCAUCCUUGAUUUAAUUGAUGCUCUAUUUCGAGAUGAUCGAAGAUGUUUGAUCGCACGUGACUGCAUUUUGAAAUCUCUAUAAAAGAGUUCGGUAAGUCAAUUUUCAAUGUAAAGUGCAUAAGAAAUGUGAAUAACGUGUAUAAUAUCCUGUGUAUGUUAUAUUUGAUUCUUGUGACAUGGUGUUUGAAAGCACAUGAUGAAAAUGCUAACAGGGGUUUUGUGUUUGUGUAGGGUGCCACUACCGUGUUUGUGUUUGCUUUGGAAGUGUAUUGUUUCACACUGAAAGUGUGCCCUAACAUUCGUAAAUAUUUGACAUUGAGAAAUUGACACUUUACUAAAUUAUCUGUUAAGAUAUUUUUUUGUUAAUUAUUCAUUUUGAGUUUAUACUCUAUUUGGUUUAAGCAUUACAGUGACCCCGUGUGGGGGAUUUGAGUAGUGUGGUUGAGUGAUAAAUUAUCACCUGUGACUUGUUGAACUACUCAGUUUAAAGCAUUGAAGAUCUUAAAGAACAUUUAAACAAUUGAUUGAUUUAAUAGAGGAAAAAUAAAGCAAAUUGUAAAACGUGGUUCAGUGUCAAUUGAUUUGUUUUGUUAACUGGCAACAAAAUUUGGUACCAGGAGUGGGGUCCUUUUAUAAAUCUAUAUUGCCAGUGUCAGUUAAAUGUUAGUGGCACACGGGUGAGCAAACACGGUAGUGGUGAAGAGAAGCCUCUGGCGUGGAAGGAGUUUGCGGUCACUGGACGGAGUGUUCGACGCAGAAUAGAGACGGUCGUUGGUUUGGGCCAGGACGUGACAGAGCCGACGGAGUGGUGAAGUGCGUUUCCUAUCUGAAGUAGGCACGGAUUGUCCCUUUCAGUUGCCACACUCAAGACUUUGACUUGCAACAUGUCUGACUAUUCGGAGGGGGAAGAGGACGACAUUCGUCUGAAGUUAAGAGAACUGAGUCAAAAGCACGAUGAAGCAAUGGCCACACUUGAGUCUUUAAAAGGGGGGUGUAAUAAGACUUAUGUGUAUGUACCCCGAGAACGUCACAUCAGCCCAUUCACAGGGGACAUUGAAAAAGAUGGGAGAACAGUAGAUGAGUUUAUAGAUGAGGUUGAGCGUGCUUUAAGAGCCAGAAACAUGACACCAAAUGAUGAGUGUGAUUUUGUUAUGUCUUUGCUGCGAGGUGCUGCAUUAGAAGAGGUUCGAUUGCGAAGCAAUGUAGACACCGAUAUAUCCACGGAUAUACUUACUUACCUUAGAGAGGCUUUUACUGAUAGGCGCAGCAGUGCCCAACUCCUCCAGGACUUUUAUAGUCGUAAGCAGAAAGAGGGGGAGGAUGUUCGUGAUUUCUCUCAUGCACUAGCUCAAGCUCUCAGUCAAAUUACCAAGCGUGCACCAGAGGCUGUGGGAGAUGAAAAGACGAUGUUAAGAGACCAGUUUGUAGAGGGCAUCCGAGACCAUACCCUCAGACGGGAACUUCGGCGGUAUGUAAGAGACAAGCCUGAGUCUUCUAUGGUGGAAGUGAGGGAGGAAGCUUAUCUAUGGGGCUGGGAGGAGCAGUCUGGGAGGGUUCGGACCCCUAAAAGUCGAAGUGCUACAUAUGGCUCCUACAGUGAGAGUGCACACUGUGCAGAAGUAAAAGCCACGGGCCAAAACCCAGUCACUUUAUCCAAAGUAAUGGAUGUAGUAACUCAACAGGGCAGGCAGAUCCUUGAGCUAACCCAGGCAGUUAAUAACUUGAUGACACAACAACAGGGGGCUGGGGCCUACGGAAUAACACUCGAGCCCAGUUACGAUUCACUGAAGAUGGUAAGCCCAUAUGCCUGA
Pimephales promelas (fathead minnow) is the source of this 1948-nucleotide messenger RNA. NCBI's taxonomy places the organism in Eukaryota, Metazoa, Chordata, Actinopteri, Cypriniformes, Leuciscidae. The record is from RefSeq and is a predicted model, not a curated record.